Molecule: messenger RNA, 732 nt
Organism: Laccaria bicolor S238N-H82
Lineage: Eukaryota; Fungi; Basidiomycota; Agaricomycetes; Agaricales; Hydnangiaceae
Exons: 10
Coding region: 1-732 (243 amino acids)
Source: RefSeq, a predicted model, not a curated record
AUGAAGUUGGGCGAAUUCGGAUUGGCGGAAGACGUGGAAAAGAGGAGAUCGGAGCUGUCAGAGCCGGAGUCGUAUGAGUGUGUGAUGGCUUCGGCGCUUCUGCAAUUGGUUGAGGAUGGCGUUCAUGUCAACUUUUCAACGAGCCAGACCAGGCUUUCGUGCCAAUGGGACAAGAUGGAGUCAUACCGGCAACUGAAGCAGAAGAGACUCUUAUUGAAGAGGUUGAAGGCCAAGUACUCGACCCCACCACGGCCGUGGAGUGGGAAGGCCGAGGCCAACUUGAAUUACAAACCCCCCAUGUCUGCCGCAAAGGCUCUGGAACAAUUCGUCGCCGACGAGCCCCUUCUCAUCACGACCAUCGCCUUCCUUCCACCGUCACCACCCCGAAAACCCAACUUGCGUCAAGGUAUUGAAAAGAGAAGAGGUAUAAGCAAGAAUAGCCCAUCCACAUACAACAAUCGACCUUGCAGAAGCCUUGAUUUCUGGCGGUCUUACCACCUGCUUUCACCCCUCACUCCUGCAAAGCUGAUUGUGCCAUUACAUCUGAUUCCCUGUACCUCGGCAAAGUCCGCCGGUUCGCAGCGAAGACGGCCUGGGAUAACAUCCCCGGUCCUCCUUGCCCAUCGUUCUCCAAAGCAAAAACAACUUUACGUGUUCGAUCCGAAGGCUUUGCAUCACAUCCUUGUAAAGGAUCAAUAUGUAUACGAAGAAACAUCUGUGUUUAUUCAGUAA